Messenger RNA from Megalobrama amblycephala (Wuchang bream), 2741 nucleotides. It is a transcript of the gene mitfa, whose product is annotated as melanocyte inducing transcription factor a. Gene Ontology annotation, biological process: regulation of transcription by RNA polymerase II; melanocyte differentiation. The coding region runs from base 443 to 1495 and encodes 350 amino acids. The record is from RefSeq and is a predicted model, not a curated record. The transcript has 10 exons. Gene Ontology annotation, molecular function: DNA-binding transcription factor activity, RNA polymerase II-specific; RNA polymerase II cis-regulatory region sequence-specific DNA binding; protein dimerization activity. Lineage: Eukaryota; Metazoa; Chordata; Actinopteri; Cypriniformes; Xenocyprididae. Gene Ontology annotation, cellular component: nucleus.
AGACAGAACCAUUUCAUGUCACUCUGACUACUGUGGAAGAUUGGAGAUGAUGGGGUGUGGAUGUGGAGCAGGUGGCCAUCUGCUGGACAUGCUAAAGGGCAGCUAUAUAUACAGUAUAGUGUUCAAUGCCGUCAUCAACCAUAUCUCACCGGCUUUAGUUGAUGCCAGGAAUAGAUUCUUGAGAAGAAACAGGAACCAGACCAUCAGGUGCAAUGAGGAACUUCAUGUUUGAGCACCCUCUACCAGAUAAAUCCCAACACUGGACAAUGGACUUACCAUUGAAGCACUGAAGGUGCAGACCCACCUGGAGAGCCCCUCAAAAUACCACAUCCAGCAGACCCAGAGGCAGCAGGUGAAGCAUUACCUGUCCAGUGCACUGGGAGCCAAGCUAAGCCCACAGGCCAGCACAGGGCCCGGCCCCAGCCAGCCCACGGAACACGGCAUGCCCCCUGGACCAGGAGCCAGCGCUCCUAAUAGCCCUAUGGCCCUUCUCACCCUCAACUGUGAGAAAGAGAUGGAUGACGUAAUUGAAGACAUCAUAAGUUUGGAAUCGAGCUACAACGAUGAUAUUCUUGGGUUCAUGGAUGCGGGACUUCAAAUGACUAAUGCGAUUCCAGUUUCUGCAAACCUAUUGGACAUGUACAACAAUCAUGCUCUUCCUCCUGCUGGGGUUACCAUUAACAACUCCUGCUCUAACCUACCGUCUGUCAAAAGGGAAUUAUCCGUUACCCCAGCACCUGGCAUGAUGCACAUAAUGGACAAUCCAGGACCAUGUGGCAAGUUUGACAAUUAUCAAAGGCCUGAAGGCUUUCCAGUAGAAGCAGAGGUCAGAGCCUUGGCAAAAGAGAGACAAAAGAAGGACAACCAUAACCUCAUUGAAAGAAGGCGGCGUUUUAAUAUAAAUGAUAGAAUUAAGGAGCUGGGGACAUUAAUUCCAAAGUCAAAUGAUCCGGACAUGAGGUGGAAUAAGGGGACCAUCCUGAAAGCUUCGGUGGAUUAUAUUAGGAAACUGCAGAAAGAGCAGCAGAAAGCAAAAGAGCUGGAAAACAGACAAAAGAGACUAGAACAUGCAAACAGACAUCUCCUGCUUCGUAUUCAGGAGCUUGAGAUGCAAGCCCGUGCUCAUGGACUCGCCGUUAUACCCUCUCCCAGCCUUUAUUCCGCUGACCUGGUGGCUCGAGCUAUCAAACAAGAGCCCGGGAUGGGGAACUGCACAUCUGAUUUGUACUCGCACCUCCCCAGUCCUGACAUAUCCCGCCCCACCACUCUGGACCUCAACAACGGCACCAUCAGCUACAACGACAGCCCCACAGAGGAAGAGGAACCGGGGGUCUAUGACAGCCCCAACAAGACCUCCGCCAAGCUGGAGGACAUGCUUAUGGACAACACCCUGUCUCCAGUGGGCAGCAGUGACCCCCUGCUGUCCUCCGGCUCCCCCAUCCCAUCCAACAGCAGUGGCAGCAGCAGUAUGGAUGAACAUGAAAAUGGCUGUUAGCAUUGCGAACAAACUUCGAUGAACCAAAGUUAGACGAUUAGAGGUUUCUUUGUAUAAUGAAAUGUUACAGUACUAAUGUUACAUUCAGGUGGUUUCCUUUCAAUCUAGAUCAUGUGUAACAUGAAGAGCACUUUUAAGUACAGUACUUAUCUUGUAUUUUAGAAUAUUUAGUGUAUAUAUUUUUUUCAUAUAUCGUUUUGGAGUUUACUAGUUAAGAAUGACUUAUUUUAAAAAUUUCUUGAUUUAUGAAUGAUUUCUCCAGCACAAAAUAAAAAAUAGCUAGAAUAAAAACAGCUAAAGUGUAAUUUCCAGAGUUGGCCUGAUAUUGUCCACAAUUUUUUUUAUUUUUUUUUUUUGGGUGGGGCGGGGUGGGGGGGUACAUUUUCCAGAGGUGGAGUAACCAGUAGCACUUGUCUAGGCUUGCACAAUUCAGUUCACUUCUACAACUGUUAAUUAACUCUUAAGAGAAACUUCAAAACAUGACUGCAGACAUCUCUAUAAAAGAAACAUUUACAGAGGUCUGAUAGUAGUUAGAAGCAAUCUCAUUUAGGAUGUCCAAUCUGUAGCAUAAACUCAUUGAAUUAUUUUCAACAAUUUUUUGAUGAUGAAAUUAAACAUGUUGGCCAGUGGUUACCAUCCAAUGGUCAGAAGAUGAAGUCUAUUUACCCAUCAGAUUCCUCAGAUGACCAUGAGAGAGUUGUUGGACAUUUUGAACAUUUUAAAUUUCUUCUGUCAUUGUCUGGUUUGUUUUCAGUACAAUAUAUACUUUUGCACAGCAUGGUAGAUUUUAUCAUUCAGGCACAGUUUUUAAUCCAUAAUCUGUGAAUAUUAUGUGCAAUUAUGUGUUGGACCGUUUAGACAGGAUACUAACAUUAUCAGUAAAAAUGAAUGCCAAAAUCCUGACACAUAAUUUACUAAUUUUAUUACAAUGAUAUCUGGUAUACGUAAUGAUGAAUGACUUGCUAUUGAACAGCUAAAGUACAAUUGUUGUCUCUAUAUUAUACCUUUUAUCAGCUUGUAUACUACAAUUGAUGGAAUUCUACUGUGAUUUUUUUAAGGGUCAAGGUCUUAAAAAGUGGUGUAGUUUUGAUGUAGUAACAAAUCAUUAAUGAAGACAGGAGUGAACAUUUAUAUCAGAUUAUCUGAUUCAAAUCUAGUAGUUUUCUCACUUUUUUAUGCAUUGUUAUUAGGUCAUUUUUAUAUACAGUACUGUAAUAUCCUGAAUAAUGCAUGCAUUUCAAAGGUU